GUGGGGCGGCGGAACGACCGGCGUUUCGAAGCACGUAUCGGUAGUCGCGAGACGAGGCAGUCGGUGACGGGUUGUGGUCGUCUAGUGUGGCGUAGUGAACGGUUUUUUCGGUCGCCUUCUCCCCUCCGUUGUGUUCAAAAAUGAGCUGGCAGGAUUACGUUGAUAAGCAACUGCUCGCGUCUAGGUGUGUUACCAAAGCGGCAAUUGCCGGACACGAUGGCAAUGUGUGGGCGAAAUCCGAGGGCUUCGAAGUAAGUAAAGAAGAGCUCGCGAAAUUAGUCCAGAGUUUCGAAGAGCAAGACAUCCUGACGUCGUCGGGGGUUACCUUAGCCGGCAAUAGGUACAUCUACCUGUCGGGCACGGACCGUGUGAUAAGGGCAAAACUUGGCAAAGUCGGCGUCCACUGCAUGAAGACGACGCAAGCCGUAGUUGUUUCCCUGUACGAGGACCCCAUACAGCCACAGCAAGCCGCAUCUGUCGUUGAAAAACUGGGCGAAUACCUCGUGUCCUGCGGCUAUUAGUAACCUCUGGGACCCAACACAAAUAUCUAAUAUUAAUAAUAAACGAUACGAUCGAUUAUUUUAAUGAACAGCGAAUGGAACAUGCGCCAUGCCGCACGAGUUGCCCCGGAACUGCCGCACGCUCUGCCGCGCGACCCACGAUGGAAGAUGCAGCAGCAGCAGCAACAACAGCAACAGCAGCAGCAGCAACGACAUAACAACAGCAACACUACAUAGCCGAGAACUACCAUUACUGCUCCAGUCAUCAUUCUCUCCUCCUCGUUUCUUUGACGCGACGUGGAGAACGGGAAGGAAGGCACACUCGAGUUCAUGCCAAGUACACGCACGCACCAUACGUAAACAACGACGCACCCUCAUCCCCUCCCUCUUCUUCCCCCUUUUCCCGCGUUCCCCAUCAUCGGCGCUCGUGUAACACGCUUACGCGUACAAACCCGCGUUCCAUCUCCUCCCCCCCCUUCCUCCUUCCCUCCUCGCUCCUCCUAUCCUCUCCGUCAUACACGUAUACGUACUUAAGCAUCUACGUGUGAAUCUCGUAGGUACGCGUGUCCUCUCGCGUUCCCUGUCGCGCCGUAUCCUGGUAACGCGCGCGACGGCGUGAGCGUCAAAGAUCGCGGGGAAACUUCGGCGUCUUUUAUUGAUAACAUCGAUACCAAUACGGAUACCGAUGUCACAUUGCCACAUUUGCUCUCUAUCUGCUCCCCCAACCAUCUUCCCCCUCCCCCUCCCCCUCACCCGAACAAUCGCGCGGACAACGCGAGUUGUCUAGACGGCUGUGAUGCGCGUGCGAGAUGCGAGAUCGCAUCCGAGACGCCGACGCGUCGUCGUCGCGAGGAGGGACGACGAGGAUCGAUAGCGGCAUCGUCGAUCGACCGAUAGACCGCCACCGCCACCACCGUGUGCCGAGCUGGCAACGCACGUCACGGGACGUCAUCGACUUCGUGGAUCCGACGUCGCAGGGCUUACGCGCGCGCGGUCUUUGACCGAAAGAGCGAGAAUGCGCACGAGAACGCGGAUCGUAAAACUAUGUCCACGCCGAAGCAACAUCGAGGAACUUUUUGUUGCGAGCGACUUAUGUCGCCCAAAGCUGUGUCCACACCAAAGCAACGUGGAACAACACGGAGCAACAUUUGUGUUUCCGUUAAAGUACGAGUGUGUUUUUCAUUGUCAGAGACAGAAACACAAGUUGCCCCGUUUCCCACAUGUUUUCCAUAUAGGAACGGUUAAAUGAAAGGAAACAUAGGCAACAUUUUGUUUCUGGAACUUGUGUUGCUUCGAUUCGGACGCCCUCUAUCGUGCCCUCUCGCUAAAACACGAUAAUUUUUGUCAGUCGACAAAGUUGACAGGUUUUAGCGAUAGGACGCGGCAAGUUGUGGAAUUUUGUUCCUAGCAAAACGUUCUUUGAUGCUCCUUUGAUAAAUACGUAGCUUGUACAGGCAACUUGCGCUUCUGUUUCCGACGACAUCGAGAAACAUACUGGAACUCUUACGAAAACAGAAACACAAAUGUUGCUCUGUGUUGCUUCGGUGUGGACGUAGCUUUACACGCGUGACGGUUCUUCGCAGGUGUAGACGCUCGCCGUCUACAUGACACGGUCGUGAGAUUCGCGGACAGAUUCUGGAAUCUUGGCGUGCCUUUGCCAUCGAAAAGGCGCGAAUCGCAAUGAAUCGUGACGUGCGUCGCGAUUCGUCGCAAGACGAACAGCUUUGAACGUUGCUUCGUCCUUCACUUCUUGCGUUACACGCGUUUGACUUUUUUUUUCCGGAAAAGGAGGAGCACCGGUCGCUUCUGCGCGAGGAACUGGUCCUCAAACUUGAAAUUAUCGAUAAUUGCUUUGUCAUCGCUAGAAGAAGAUGCGAAAUAUUGUACAAAAAUUUUGACGUGUGCGGAAGCGAUCGAUCUCAUCUCGUAUCAUGUAUUUAAUACACUCGAAGUGUACACAGUCGCUUCGUUCACGCACUAGCUUUACGCGUGCACGAAGAAAGACGCAUCAAUGAUCGAUCGAUAGAUAUCAGUAAGAAGAAGAGAUAAAGAGAGAAUGAAAGAGAGAAAGUAUGAAAAAUGGUGUGUGAGAAAGAGAGAGAGAGAAAGAAAGAAAGAAAGAAAGAAAAAAGGAAGAAACAGAGCGAUGCAAAGUUUUGUAACCGUUUACAUGGUAUUUCGCUGAAACGAUACAAACACACAUAUGAAUUAAAUAUAAAAGAAAGAAGUAAAAUGAUAAUAAAUAAUGAUGAACUAUUGUGUGUUAGAUUUAUUAUCUUUUUCGUAGAGUACGAAAGAGUAGACGCGUGCGCGGUAGAGAGUGAGCGAGCGAGAGAGAGAGAGAGAGAGAGAGAGUGUGCGUGUGCGUGUGCGUGCGUGCGUGCGUGCGUGCGUGUGUGCGUGCGUGUGUAUGUGUGUGUAGUGUAGUGUAGUGUGAGCCAGCGUGAGAGAAAGAUAGAGAAUGAUUGAAAAAACGAUUGAAUUUUGAAAAUAACAGAGUGAUAACGAGGAAGAAAAGAAGAAAGCGCAGAGGUUGAAACAAAGGAGGGAGAAAAAGAGAUGCAGACAGAAGUGCAUUUGCGCGCGUAUGUGUGAGAGGGAGAGACAGAGAGAGGAUGUGACAAGGUAGCGAGAGCGGAGGUAUGAUGAUGGCGAUAACGAUAGCGGCGGCGAUAACAAUAAAUGAUGAUAAAAUGAUGACAAUGCGGGCGAGCAUGCGGCAGCGGGUGAUACGGCAUGGAUUGGCCGCAAUCCUGGCCGCCUCCCCCAUUCCCCCAAGAAUCGAUACGGUCCUUUUAGCUAUUUACUGUCUUUAUUAUUGCUAUGUGUAAGAAGAAUAAAACAAAAUGGCGAACGAUGUGUCAUAAACUGCUGAGAUUUUUAUCGACAAGACGGUGAGCGAGAAAGAGAGGGAGAGAGAGUGUGUGUGAGUGAAAGAGAGAGCGUUAGAGAGAGAGAUAUGCAAAAAAAAAAUAAAGAACACAUCCACAUCAGCGUAUAUAUAAACAUACACACACAUACAUACAUAUACACGUAUUGCCUCAUUAUAAGUGCAUGCGAGAAUAAAGAAGUUUUACACGGCAGAUGCAUUCGCAGGUAUAUCGAUAGCGGGAUUUCUCGAGGGGGUCCAUCGAACGAGCCUAAUACCGAUUCGCGAGACGCUCGAGCGGAAAGGCAGCAGCGUAAUAAGUGAGUGAAGAGAUAAAUCUUUUUCUCAAUUAGUCUAUAUAUUUGUGUAGAAAUGGCGGCCUGGUUUCGAUAUAUGCGUUGUACGAGAAUGCUGAAAUGUUAAUUAAUACUUAAUGUUUCGCGACUAUUAGAUAUCUCACUGUUUUAUAUUAAAUAUUAAUAUAAAAAAUAUAUUAAAUUCUGAUACAGUUUGAUAUACUUACAAGACCAUCCUGUUUCUUAAAGGCGAGAGAGUGAGAGAGGGAGGGAUGGGAAGGGAAGGGAGUGGGGUGACGCUCGACUUCUCUCUCUCUCUCUCUUUCUCUCUCUGGCGUCGACAGAAGAGUGCAUGACGAAAUUAACGGGAGAUUCCGAUUUUUAUCUCGGAAUUCGCCUCCGGCAUUAGAUAAUGAUUUGGCGCGUGGUAUCCGCGACUAGUUUAUCGUAGCCGUUUCGCCGGGAUCACCUAAUCGUUCUAAUCGGUGCUUUUACUCGCUUGUUGCCCCCUAUCUUCGUUCGCCGGCUUGACGUUGGCCUCGCGCGUGUCCCGUCAUCUUAUCUCUUUCGGACUCGCGUCCUGCCUCCGCAUCCUCUUGGAUCGGUUUCCGGCUGCUCGGCGCAGAGCGAAGCGCGACGUACGCCCAACACACACGAGACAUCUCAAUCGAUCGAAAUCACACGAGAAACUCAUUUCCGUAGACGAAAACAAAGAGGAAGAGAAGGAGCGAAAGGGAGGAAGAAAAAAAGAGCAAUUUUUUUUUCUUAUCCUCUUUACAUCGAGAACGUAAACGAGGACGAGCGUGGUGACGGUGUACCUGCGAAUUCCUGCUCGUGUCUGAAAUCUAAAAUAUCUCGAGUUUCCGCGCCGGUUGCGCGCGUACGCGUAUGCGUUUCUAUCGAUGCACGGAGGAAUCACGAACAUACGCACACACGUGUACACACAUUCAGGACAGGUUACACAUAUACACGUACACACGAUACCGCUACCAAUUAUUACUACUCUACUAUUACUACUGCUACUAUUACUACUAUAAUUGGAUGCUUGUCGAUUCGUCUGACGCCAAGCAGCGGCCCAAACUACUAUGUAACGAUUUUUAUUGAUAACAAAGGAAGGAAUAAAUAUUGAAAUAAUAAUUGUAAUAAAAAAGAGAAAAAGAAGAAGGCCAAAUGACUUCUAGACGCUUGUCCAGGCACAUCGGUAUCAGUCUUGCUCUUCCGCGACUCCAUUUCCAUUUGCCUCUUCGUAUAUCCAGGGGAUUGACAUUUAUACACACGUUCCUUUCUUCUCGGCGACAGUUUCACCGAUAUCAAUCGGCUUCAAUUGAUUCAUUGUCUCUUUUCAGAGUAAAAAAAAAGAGGAUGAUCGAUGGAAUUUUGUUUCUUCUGAACAGCUUCAACGGGCUAAAUGUAAAUCACCAUUUUAGCAAAAUGAACACGUAAAACAAAAAUGUAUUUACAUACGUUGUAUCUUUUUUCUUAUUCUUUGCGUAUUUUGUUAAUAUGUUUGCUUUUAACUUUUUCCAAUAAAGAAACGAUUGUGUCCCACUGACGGAAUUAUAAAAAAAAAAACAUUACAAAAAAUUGAAAAAAGUGCCGACAUACAAUUUUUUUUAUUUUUAUUUUAUUUUUUUGUUUUUAAACUCAAAUUGAGGGUCCCGCGACUUAUUCUUGCGUGUACUCUGAACAUGUGAAAGUUUUCUUAUUCUGUAAAAAUCAAUUCGGUGAAUUUUGUAAUGUCGGUAAUUCCGUCGGUUUCGGAUUCCCUUAGCGAAAGCUGCUGAUGUUGAUCUCACCAUACUAUAACUAAUAAAGUGUUAUUUCUUUCA
Solenopsis invicta (red fire ant) is the source of this 5494-nucleotide messenger RNA. Its product is annotated as profilin. Lineage: Eukaryota; Metazoa; Arthropoda; Insecta; Hymenoptera; Formicidae. Bases 141 to 521 code for a protein of 126 amino acids. The transcript is spliced from 3 exons. Gene Ontology annotation, cellular component: cell cortex. The record is from RefSeq and is a predicted model, not a curated record. Gene Ontology annotation, molecular function: actin monomer binding.